Vairimorpha ceranae is the source of this 264-nucleotide messenger RNA. Its product is annotated as glutaredoxin. The transcript has a single exon. The record is from RefSeq and is a predicted model, not a curated record. Bases 1 to 264 code for a protein of 87 amino acids. NCBI's taxonomy places the organism in Eukaryota, Fungi, Microsporidia, Nosematidae.
AUGGAAGAUUUGACAUUACAACAGGCUUUAUAUCAAAAUGAUAAUUUUAUGAUAGUCCGUAAAGGAUGUCCUUUCUGCGCAGAGGCCUCAAGGAUGUUACACUAUAAAAAAAUAAAAAUAACUGAAUAUGAUAAAGAUGAAUACACUAAGCUUAAAGAAGAAGCACAAGAGAAAUACAAACAUCGAACAUUUCCGUUAAUAGUACUUGAUAAACAAUUUGUAGGAGGAUGUAGUGAUUUAAAAAAGAAGUCAGAUAUUGAAUGA